GGUCUCACCCGGAAGUACAGCAGCAGUCAUUUCGACCGCAUUAUGUUAUACGGAUGAUUCGCAACAAACCUUUGUGAUUUCAAACCUCAACUGAUUUGAUCAACAGAUUUCAAAGAGAUUAACCAGUCGUGUAGCUGACAUGCUCCCGUUAUCGUUACUAAAGACAGCACAGAACCACCCGAUGCUGGUGGAGUUGAAGAAUGGUGAGACGUACAACGGUCAUCUGGUCAGCUGUGACAACUGGAUGAACAUCAAUUUGAGAGAAGUUAUUUGUACCUCACGGGAUGGGGAUAAAUUUUGGAGGAUGCCGGAAUGUUACAUCAGAGGAAGCACCAUUAAAUACUUACGAAUCCCUGAUGAGAUCAUAGACAUGGUGAAAGAGGAAGUAACGUCAAAGGGUCGUGGCCGAGGUGGAAUGCAGCAGAACAAACCACAAGGAAAGGGCAGAGGAGGUGGACCUGGAAGAGGAGGCCCAGCAGGAAGAGGUGUCUUUGGAGGUCGUGGCAGAGGUGCGCCAGGCACAGGUCGUGGACAACAACAAGACAAAAAACCUGGAAAACCACAGGGUGACAAACACUAGCUGAAGAACAGAGCCUGAUGGGUUAGAGUUUUACUGGUUUUGAUUUGAGAACACCUCUUUGGGUCUCAUUUACACCUCAAGGUUGUUUUUUCUCUGUAAAGAGCCUCAUUGAAAGUUUCGGUCCAUGCAUCAAGCUGACAGAUUAGUGUUUUCAAAUGUUUUGCACUAAGUUUAUUUUUUAAGACCUUGGAUGAAACAACACUUGGUCAUGUAAAGUAUCUGAUGUAUGAACAGGCGUUUGUGUCAUUUACUUUCUCAGUUUGAUAGUCAACCGAAAUGAGUUUAAUUUAAAAGGGAUCUUUGUGAAGAUUUUAAUUUGGACAAAUCCUAAUGUAAAGAUGCUCUUCCAUUUUCUCCGAACUGUUUUUAUUUUCUGUUCACGCACAUUUUGGUUCACGUUUGCUCUGUUUUAAUUUUUUGUGCUUUACACUGCAACUAUGGUGUAACUUGUGUAUAAUGCACUUGUGAAUAAAACAUUUUUUGUUAAAAA
Messenger RNA from Misgurnus anguillicaudatus (oriental weatherfish), 1070 nucleotides. RefSeq names its product LSM4 homolog, U6 small nuclear RNA and mRNA degradation associated (gene lsm4). Gene Ontology annotation, biological process: nuclear-transcribed mRNA catabolic process; mRNA splicing, via spliceosome. NCBI's taxonomy places the organism in Eukaryota, Metazoa, Chordata, Actinopteri, Cypriniformes, Cobitidae. Gene Ontology annotation, molecular function: RNA binding. The record is from RefSeq and is a predicted model, not a curated record.